Molecule: messenger RNA, 992 nt
Organism: Hippopotamus amphibius kiboko
Lineage: Eukaryota; Metazoa; Chordata; Mammalia; Artiodactyla; Hippopotamidae
Product: interferon alpha-inducible protein 27-like protein 2
Exons: 7
Coding region: 243-971 (242 amino acids)
Biological process (GO): apoptotic signaling pathway
Cellular component (GO): membrane; mitochondrion
Source: RefSeq, a predicted model, not a curated record
CAGGCCUUCCCAGAACACAGCCAAGCUCAAGACCAGCAGGUUUCGUGUUGAUCCGUUUCAGUGCCAUGGAAUUUACCAGCACUGUCCUUUUAGCCUCUAAACUGACUUCCAAGAUACUGUCUGCAGGGACCCUGGCCAAAGUGGGUGGGGCAGCCUCUGGCAGUAUCUUGGCAGGACUUCCUUCCAUGGAAAGAUAGUGGUGUCCUUGGCUCUGCAACUAGUGGUCCCACACUGCUUCUAAGAUGUCAGCUAAAGCCAUAGAGAGUGGGGAAGGACCUGCCACUGACCUCUUCCUGCCAGAAUCUCCGUCAGAUGAGGAGGAUGAACCUUCCCCGCCAUCCGACCAGGCCUCUGAUGGUUCUACUCCUGGGAAACCACCACAGGGACCACAACAGGGGCCAGAUGGAUCUGGCCUUGACCACAGAGACCCACCCACGUCCGGAGACAGCAAUUUCUCCCAUUAUGCAGGGAACCCCUCCCACUGUGGCGGCAGGGGGACACAGCGGGAGGCCAGUGUCGUGCACUCACAGGGGUUCUUUCUGUCUCCAGGCAAGGCUGCCGCAGCCGUGAUCGGAGGAGCCUUGGCCGUGGGGGCUGUGCCCCUGGUGCUGGGCGCCGUGGGCUUCACUGGGGCAGGAAUCGCAGCCUCCUCCUUAGCAGCCAAGAUGAUGUCAGCAGCCGCCAUCGCCAAUGGGGGUGGAGUUGCCGCCGGCAGCCUGGUGGCCACUCUCCAGUCCGUGGGGGCAGCCGGCCUUUCCAUGUCAUCUAACAUCCUCCUGGGCUCUGCCGGGUCAGCUACUGGGGCCUGGCUGUGGGGGUCAAAAAAGAAAGAGCCUUCCUCUCCUCCACCAGGACCCAGUACUGAAGCAGAGAAGGGCUCUGGAGAUGACCCUCCGGGACCUCAAGAUGUCCGUUCCCCAAAUGACAAGUCCUCUGCCCCCCCAAAUUCUUCAAAGAAUCAUAAGAAAUAAAGACAGGAUGCUGUGACCUUC